AUGCGAGCUGAGGAUGGUGGACUUUCUGAAAUCCAUAGGGCUGUUGGAAACAAAAAUUGCCAUUUUCAGUACUGUGUUGGGUGUUGCCUGGAAUACGGUGACGCUACCUGUCAAGCCCCACCAAAGAUACGACAUCCUCGUGUGGCCAAAAUCUUCAGGGAACAUACCACCACAAAGUGUAUGCGACCUUUUGGUGGUGGUGAGGUAUAUGAGUCACAUAAAGAAACGGGCAGCCUAAAGUGCCCUUUUCAUGACUGUCCUGGGUGCUGCACUGCAUGUGGCACCAGCGCCUGUAAGAUUCAUUCCUACCCCAAAUCCAAUCUCCCUUCUGAGAAACCGUUUGGUGAAGGCACAGCAUCAUCAUUCCCAAAGGAAAGAUGUCAUCUAGGUUUGUCCGAAGAAGAUGGGAAAUUUACUUGUCAUGUUUGCCAGUCCAAUUUUAUUGGUUUUGUCAAGGAAGGUGAAAAGGUUGUUUGUCUGGCGUGUCAUGGUGAGACAUACACGGUAGGAAGCUUAAAGCAGCACAAGAAAAGACUUCCACAUAUAAAGAAUCUGGAAACAUGGGUGGAGAAAGAAGAAGCCAAACGCCAAAUGACUCGGCGUAUAAAUCAACUAGAAGAAUUGUUGGAAGCACCAUCAACUGACAAUAUGAAUGAUGCAGAAACCUCUGCUCGAGCUCCCAAGGAGUCUGUUGAUACUUUUGAAUCCCAAAGGACGGAAUUGGACCCUUGUUGGACAUUGACAAAAAUUAGAAAAGCAUUUCAAUAUCACGGAAGAGAACUUAUGCAACAAGAAACCAGUUCAAUCACGUUAUGCUAUUUCACACUUGCAAUCACAGGCCCAUCAACUCGCAAUAAAUACUUUUGUGAAGAUGGAAGACAAGAGUUUCCUUUGUAA
Melampsora larici-populina 98AG31 is the source of this 897-nucleotide messenger RNA. RefSeq lists its product as uncharacterized. The record is from RefSeq and is a predicted model, not a curated record. The coding region runs from base 1 to 897 and encodes 298 amino acids. Lineage: Eukaryota; Fungi; Basidiomycota; Pucciniomycetes; Pucciniales; Melampsoraceae. The transcript is spliced from 8 exons.